This is a messenger RNA of Aaosphaeria arxii CBS 175.79, 1564 nucleotides long. RefSeq lists its product as uncharacterized. The record is from RefSeq and is a predicted model, not a curated record. The coding region runs from base 1 to 1461 and encodes 486 amino acids. Gene Ontology annotation, biological process: regulation of transcription by RNA polymerase II. Gene Ontology annotation, molecular function: DNA-binding transcription activator activity, RNA polymerase II-specific; zinc ion binding. Lineage: Eukaryota; Fungi; Ascomycota; Dothideomycetes; Pleosporales. The transcript has 2 exons.
AUGGCUACCAGACGGCACCAUCGGAAGUCGAGAGGCGGUUGUGUAGCUUGCAAAAAGAAACACAUCAAGUGCGAUGAGCGCAGGCCUCAAUGCCUGAACUGCUUCAAAAGAAGCAUUAGCUGCACCUAUAUCGACGCCCCAAGUCCGUCUUACCCAUCAUCGACCUACCCAUCGCCAAUCGAAGAUUCCCAAGAACCCCAGCCGUCAUCAUCCUCAAAGCGUGCGCGUGUGUAUAGCGCCGAGGAUCUCGAGCUUUUGCAUCAUUACUGUGCCAAAGCGAACGCAUCAGUGUCACAAUCCAUAGGCUUAUCAGCGGAGAGAGGAUUAUUUGAGCUUCCAAAGCUUGCUUUCGAGUCUGACUAUGUCCUUCACGCCAUCAUCGGGUUAGCAGCGUUACAUCGAGCGCACCUUGAGGGCGAGACAGGACAGAUCUCGGAUUGUGAUUUCACUGCGCUAGCCGCCGAUCAUGUCAACGCCGCUCUACCAUCAUAUCGAAGUGCAUUGCAAAACAUCACAGAGUCAAACUGCGCGUCUCUACUGAUGUUCGCGUCCUUGCUGUCACUUUACGUCUUCGCAUCCUCCAACAACGGACUCAAUCCUUUUCAAAAGAACACCCAAUCCGCAAAGCAUGGCUCAGGGCUCAGUCUGGUAUCCUGGCUCGGUCUGAUAGUCGGAGGUAUGACUGCCAUCAGACCGUGGUACUGGCACAUCCUCCACAACACCGAAUAUGGCCCAUGUCUUCAGACACAACUCUGGACAAUACAAAAAAAGCCGGAAAGCCCUUUGCAGAUCCAUAGGGACGGUAUACUGGCGGGGCUUGAGCGGCUUUGGAGCGAGGAUAGAAGACUCCUAAGCCCCGGUUCCGACAUUAACAGCCAGCACCCCUGGCAAAGAAAGCUAUCUCCGGAGCAGCGAACUAAGCUUUCGACAAUACUGGAAGCACUUCGAAAAGCGUAUUUAUGGAUUACUUUCGUGUCUCCAGGCAGUACAGAUCCUGCAGAUCCUGGACUUGAUCCCAACGAACCUUCGGCCCAUGAAAAUCAACAAAACAAAUUAAGUAACUAUCAAUCAGCACUUCCCAUGUUCAUCACCAUGGAUCCAGAGUUGACCACUUACAAGGGCUCUCGAGUCCAAGCAUCUCCAAUCGAGCUCAGUGCCAUACUGCAAUUCCUACAUUCACUGGAUGGGGAAUUCGAACAGCUACUACAUGACAAACAUCCAUAUGCUUUAGUCAUAUUAGCAUACUACUCGGUGCUGUUGAAGCAAAAGGAUGUCUGGUGGAUCAGAGGCGUUGGCGAUGAUAUGUUUGCCUGGAUCAGUGAAGAGCUAGCGGAUGAGCAUAACAUUGAACUUUUCGGCGAAGAUCUUACAAACUGGAUCAAUUGGCCUCGAAGUGUCUUCGUUCACGAAUUUGAUAGUCGAGUUGACGCUGGGAAUAUUGAAGUGGAUCUAUCUUUAUAGGAGAUUCUGCUAUCAUAUAAUAGCGCAAGAACUUUUAUUCAAGUCGUCUCAAGUAAGCACAUUUCACUAAAGGCACACAUUAGAGAUCGAAUCAGCAAUUGGC